AUGAGUGAUACGGAAACAACUGAGAACGAGGCUCAAGAGACGGUGGUAAUAGUUAUAUCGGAUUUUAAGAAGCAGAAACGAAAUGCAAAAUCGUUGUUGACACGUUUGUUAACACAGUUAUCCUGUUUGUUGUCAGAGGAAAACCCUAAUCGAGAGAAUAUAUGCGAUUUAUUGGUUAAAAUCGAUGAACAGAAAGACAUUUGUUUGGAGGUAUUAGAUAAGCUUGAGGAAGCAUACCAGAAAAGUGGGGAUAAACAAAACGCAUUAAGAAUAGGUGAUGAAUCGGACAAAAUAGCUGAGCAAGUGGAUGUUGAAACACAUGCCUCAC
Molecule: messenger RNA, 328 nt
Organism: Paramuricea clavata
Lineage: Eukaryota; Metazoa; Cnidaria; Anthozoa; Malacalcyonacea; Plexauridae
Source: the annotation of a GenBank genome assembly